Molecule: messenger RNA, 1722 nt
Organism: Nelumbo nucifera (sacred lotus)
Lineage: Eukaryota; Viridiplantae; Streptophyta; Magnoliopsida; Proteales; Nelumbonaceae
Product: beta-amyrin 16-alpha-hydroxylase CYP87D16-like
Biological process (GO): sterol metabolic process; multicellular organism development; brassinosteroid homeostasis
Molecular function (GO): heme binding; iron ion binding; monooxygenase activity
Source: RefSeq, a predicted model, not a curated record
UAUACUGCUGAUCUUCUCUUAGUAUGCACUGAAGCCAAGACAUAACCUAGAUGGGAGAAAUGUUUUCCAUUUGGUUAUGUUUUGAAGGUCUCUUUAUCAUAGGCAUCACCCAUCUGGUUUACAAAUGGAGGAACCCCAAAUGCAGAGGGAGACUCCCUCCAGGUUCCAUGGGUAUGGAUCUCUGUUCAAAACCAGUGUGGCCGGAAGGCCGGUUGUGAUAUCCUCCGACCCUGAGUUCAACUACUUCAUCAUCAACCAAGAAGGAAAACUGGUGCAGAAAUGGUACAUGGAUUCCUUGUCCAAGACCACUGACCGGGGAGAAUUUCCUACUACUGUAUCAGCUGACAAAAUUACCAAGUACCUCAGAAACUUGGUCCUGAAACACUUUGGCCCUGAGACCCUAAAACAAAAAUUGCUUCCUCCGGUGGAGGAGAUGGUGCGACGACACUUACGCUUGUGGUCGACUAAGGAGUCUGUGGAAGUGCAACUCAGUCUCUUAUCUAUGGUAUUUGAUUUAACUGCCAAGCUUCUCUUUAAUUACGAGACUGAUAUAACCCAGCUCUCUGAGAGUUAUGUAUCUCAGCUGUUCACAAACUUCUCAGAAAUCAUGAUGUGCUUCCCUUUGAACAUCCCUGGAACUGCUCUGUAUAGAGCUUUGAAGAACAAGGAGAAGGCAGUGAAUAUGCUGAAGGGUAUUCUGGAGGAGAGACGACGAGCUAUACCAAACAGAAGCCAUGGCGAUAUCCUUGAUCACGUAAUCCAAGACAUGAGGGACGAGACAUUCUUAUCAGACAAUUUCGUUGCUACCACAAUGUUUUCGAUACUGAGUGCCAACAUUGAGCCAAUUGCCACUUCUAUAGCUUUAGCCAUUAUCUUACUUACAGACCACCCCUCUGUGCUGCAGGAACUCAGGGAUGAACACGAAGCAAUUAUUAGCAGCAGGAGGGUAAACAAUACUGAUUCUACCAUCACAUGGGAUGAAUAUAAAUCAAUGACUUUUACUUCUUAUGUGAUCAAUGAAACAUUUAGGUUGGCUAACAUUACCUUUGGGAUUCUAAGCAAGGCCAUAAGGGAUAUUGAAAUAAAUGGAUAUACAAUUCCGUCAGGAUGGACAAUCAUGAUAGUUCCUACUGCUGUCCAUUUGAAUCCCAAUCUCUUUGAAGAUCCACUUGCUUUCAACCCAUGGAGGUGGAAGGACCUGGGAUCGACUGCUUCGUGUAAGAAUUUCUUAACUUUCGGUGGAGGCAUGAGAGCAUGCUUAGGAGCAGAUUAUUGCAGGAUGGUGAUGGCCAUCUUUCUCCACAUCUUGGUCACAAAUUACAGGUGGACAAAAAUCAAAGGAGGUGACAUAAUUCGGACUCCUAUUUUACAAUUCCCUAAUGGCUUUCACAUUAAGAUCUGGGAAAUGAAAAGCUGGAGAACAACAGAGAGAGUGUUUACAGAAAGAUGAAUUGAUGCAGCGCUAUAUAAGCAAUGGAGUGUGUGGUUAAGUUCAUAAAUCCGUGGUGGUGGUGACUUUCUUUUCUUCUUUUUAUUCGCCUGUAUUGAUUAUGAGUGGUUCAUGACUUUCUUUUCUUCUUUUUAAUCAAGCCAAGUUGUUCAUGAGAUUGUCUACAUCCGUUGGUCAUAGUAUGUGAUGGUAUUGUAUCAAGACACCAGUUAAUGGAGAUUGAAGAUGUUGUGAUAAAAGAUAUGGAAUAAGGAAGUUAUUACUUGUCAUUA